Pseudonaja textilis is the source of this 1258-nucleotide messenger RNA. RefSeq names its product origin recognition complex subunit 6 (gene ORC6). The record is from RefSeq and is a predicted model, not a curated record. Gene Ontology annotation, biological process: DNA replication initiation; DNA replication. Gene Ontology annotation, molecular function: DNA binding. Gene Ontology annotation, cellular component: nuclear origin of replication recognition complex. NCBI's taxonomy places the organism in Eukaryota, Metazoa, Chordata, Lepidosauria, Squamata, Elapidae.
GGGAGGAUGGAGCGGGAGGUGCUGCAGCGCUGGGCGGCCCAGUUGGGGGUCUCCACGCCCGGAGUUAUCAGAAAAGCCGAGGAAUACCUCCGACUUUCUCACGUUAAGUGUGCCCCCCUGCUAGCCCAGAUGAGCCCCACAAGCAGUGCGGUGAUCUGCCUGGACUUGGCUGCUACCUUCACAAGGAAUCCAGUGGACAAAAGUUAUUUUGUGAAGCUCUCUGGCUUGAACAGAGCCACUUACCAGCGCUACCUGAGAUCCUUUGAAAGCCUGCUUGCUCUGCAAUCCAACUUGGGCAUCAGAGAGGUGGCCAUUCAGUUCUCCUGUUUGGAUGCUGCAAACCUGGCCUCCAAAAUCCUGCAGAGGUACGAAUCCAGCCUGCCAGAAGUUCAAAAAGUGGCUCUCGAUUUGUCGAAACCCUUGUUCACCACCGUGGCCUUGUUUACUGCUUGCAAAUCCUUGAAACUUAAAGUGGAUAAAACCAAAAUGGUGACCGUAUCAGGGGUGAAGAAAACCAUAUUUGACCGGCUCCACACCCAGUUAGAGAAGAUUAGCCAACAAAUCAACCGAGAAGGUGAUUCAUUGAAGUUUGAAGAACCUCAAAAAUCCUUCCUUGAAGAUCUUGCAAAGGAAGAAGUUCUGGAAGCAAAAGUCUCUCGCAAGCAUCCAAGAAGUGAAAUUGAGCCUAAAGAAGAUUAUGAAGAAUGGAAACGAAGAAUCUUAGAAAAUGCUGCAAAAUCACAAAGAAACAGUGUGUGAGUGGAGUUGUUUCUCCAGUGAAUGCAGAUGUCAGUCUAGUUGGUUCGCCAUUGUCAGGCUGGAGAACUAGUCUGUUGGGAGAAAAAUAAACCUGAAUAAAACUUGAAUUCCUUGAACAGGCCGCCAUGAAGCCUAGAUAGACCUGCUUUUAAAUGAGUUUAGCUCAUUGAUACUUCAGCAAAAUGUGAGUUUUGUUUUUUGCAUUGAUACAACUGUAGUUCAGAUAAUUUCAUGAUUUGGCUCUGGUUUUGGGCAGCAAGAUAGUUCCAUGUCAGUUAUAGCACACACUUAAUGCAGCAGUAAAAUAACUCUUCUAUAAGAGGCAUGGAUUAAGAAUAUAUGUUAAUGCAAGAUGCCUGGCUUUUAUCUUCCCUUGUGUAACUAGUGGGAAUCACAAAAUCAUACAGAAUAAUUAAUGUCCCAUUAACUCUUUUUAAGAUUGGUCCUCUCAGCUUUGAUUAUUUAAUUUUUUUUAACGAUGACUUGUGUUAAUUCCUCU